AUGGGUGCAUGUGUUAAGGGAGGCAAGGUAAUAUCUGAGGCAUCGAUAAACAAGGAUGGAUGGUUGCCAACCCUCCUGUCCCACCCAAGCUCCGUCCACUACCAGCCCCGCGUCCUCAACCCUGGUCCCGCGCCGACCAGGGUGCACCUGCGCCACGCCAGCUGCAAGCGCCUGCCCGCGCCGCCGGUGCUGCCGCACGGGGCUAAGCCGAAUACGCCUGAUAAGAAGCGGAAGUAUUCUCCGUUCCACUAUCCUGGGGAGUCGAUCGCGGAGUGGGUGGUGGCGCGCGCCGACGACAUCAUCAACUGGGGCCGGCGCGGCUCGCUGUACCCGCUGACCUUCGGGCUCGCCUGCUGCGCGCUCGAGAUGAUGCACUACGCCGCCCCCAGAUACGACAUGGACCGCUUCGGCAUGGUGUUCCGCGGCUCCCCGCGCCAGACGGACUGCAUCAUCGUGGCCGGCACCGUCACCAACAAGAUGGCGCCCAUGUUCCGCAAGACCUACGACCUGAUGCCCGACCCCAAGUGGGUGGUGUCGAUGGGCAGUUGUGCUAACGGGGGAGGGUACUAUCAUUAUACGUACUCGACGGUGCGCGGGUGCGAUAGGAUUGUGCCGGUGGACAUCUACGUGCCGGGCUGCCCGCCCACGGCCGAGGCGCUGCUGUACGGCAUGCUGCAGCUGCAGCGGAAGAUCAAGCGCAUGCGCAACGUGCAGAACUGGUACCGACACUGAAGGUUAAUGUUUAUUUGAUGUAGUUGUCAUUGUAUGGGAGAGGAAUAAAGUUGGGUUUUGGA
Messenger RNA from Plutella xylostella (diamondback moth), 794 nucleotides. Its product is annotated as NADH-quinone oxidoreductase subunit B 2. Gene Ontology annotation, biological process: electron transport coupled proton transport; mitochondrial respiratory chain complex I assembly; aerobic respiration. Gene Ontology annotation, cellular component: respiratory chain complex I. NCBI's taxonomy places the organism in Eukaryota, Metazoa, Arthropoda, Insecta, Lepidoptera, Plutellidae. The record is from RefSeq and is a predicted model, not a curated record. Gene Ontology annotation, molecular function: 4 iron, 4 sulfur cluster binding; NADH dehydrogenase (ubiquinone) activity; quinone binding.